Molecule: messenger RNA, 988 nt
Organism: Guillardia theta CCMP2712
Lineage: Eukaryota; Cryptophyceae; Pyrenomonadales; Geminigeraceae
Exons: 13
Coding region: 1-684 (227 amino acids)
Source: RefSeq, a predicted model, not a curated record
AUGGAAAGGGCCCUCGUCUCUCUCUCUCUCCUUCCUAUCCCCCCCUCCCCUCCUUCCUUCCUCGCAAGUCUACUCCUCAAGGCCCUCCUACGCAACUUAUCCAGUCCCCUCGAGUACCCCAACUCGGUUCACGUCGCCAUGCUUUCCUUCCUACUGCUUACGUUCUCCGACUCUCCGUAUUCUACUCCAAAGCUUGACCGCAACACCGACGGGGCCGCGGACUCCAAGGAGCUGUUCUCGAUGGAUCCAGAUGAGCUGGGGGCAUUGCUGUUGAACCGUUUGAGGUUUCAACAGGAGCACUACGAUAAGCUGAAGGAGGAGCGGGCACAUGAGGAGAUCGACUGGAAGGAAGAGUCGAGGGCGCUUGCGCGAUACCGGGAACAAGAAGUGCAGGAGGAGCUGUGGUUUACAGGACAGCAGAAGAUCGCACAAGCGGAUCACCAGCAGACCUCUCAUGAGGAGGGCAGCGACAAUUCGAAGCUUGAAGCGCAUGAGGAGAUCGACUGGAAGGAAGAGUCGAGGGCGCUUGCGAAGCAAUGGGCGACGAUGAGCAAGGAGGAGAAGGAGCGAUACCGGGAACGAAGAUGGGCAUGGGAGCUGCGUCCCAAUAGGAAACGAGUUGGAGGCACGAGCAGGCAGACGUAUAACGGCCUUCUCGAUUUUCCAGCACCUGAUAUAUCAUAGACUGAGGGAUGAGCGGAUGCGUAAGGAGAUCGACUGGAAGGAAGAGUCGAGGGCGCUUGCGAAGCAAUGGGCGACGAUGGGCAGACGGGAGAAGAAGCGAUACCGGGCAAGGGCGAGGGAGCUAAGAGCAAGAAAGAGGGAUGAUGACGACAGCGAGAUGAGAAAGGCGACAUACCAAAAGAGAAGUGACGCUGAUGAGAGUCUCAAGAAUUUGAACGCGAGCAGCUGAGGCAAGGGGAAGAAAAUCGAGGUGAAGUUCCUGGGUCAUCAGCUACUGUAAACAAUGGACGUUUCAAGAGAAUUU